UUCAUCAUAUGUUGGUGUCCCUAUUUUAUUAUAUCCCUACUGCAAGUGUAUCAGGUUAUUAACAACGAUACCAUUGAAAAGAAAAUGACAAUAGUCUUCUUCCAAAUGUUCGCACCUCUGAACAGUGCUAUUAAUCCUAUCAUUUAUGGAGUAUUUAGUACAAGAAUAUGUGGUCACUUAAGGCAAGUUCCAAUUAUAAAUCGUAUUAUCGAGCAUCUUCAGUGCUGUACAUUUUAUCGUAAACGUUGGUCCUAUAGACACAGUCGUAGUGGUUCUGAAUAUGACCAUUCCAAUAACGGUAUAACAACCAAGAAAACUGACAAUGGGGUCACAAAGUCAAAAUGCAUCACGGAAAACGACACGAUUGUAACAUUGCUUCGUUCGAAUAGCGACAAAUCACAGCAACAUGUUUCAUUUACACAACCAGUGACUAACGGAUAUAUCAUGACUCAACAAGCGUCAGCGAAUAAACCAAAAGGUCAUCGACGUCAUUCUGGGUUGCCUUUGGUUAAAAGAAAUAUUACCGAGGAAGAAAACAUAUUAUUAAGAAAUUUGACAAGUAAAUUAAAGAAAAGACAUUGAAGCAUAUAUCGGAUAUUCAAGUUUUUUACUCUUAACUUGCCUGCAAAAUGUAUACAUUAUUCUUUGAUUG
Molecule: messenger RNA, 652 nt
Organism: Mytilus trossulus (common blue mussel)
Lineage: Eukaryota; Metazoa; Mollusca; Bivalvia; Mytilida; Mytilidae
Exons: 2
Coding region: 85-582 (165 amino acids)
Source: RefSeq, a predicted model, not a curated record